Alternaria atra is the source of this 414-nucleotide messenger RNA. RefSeq lists its product as uncharacterized. Bases 1 to 414 code for a protein of 137 amino acids. The record is from RefSeq and is a predicted model, not a curated record. NCBI's taxonomy places the organism in Eukaryota, Fungi, Ascomycota, Dothideomycetes, Pleosporales, Pleosporaceae. The transcript is spliced from 2 exons.
AUGUCACCUCUCUCUGUUCCCAAAAUCUUCAUGGCCGGCGGUGCCGUCGGUUUCGGCUACUACCUCUUCAUGCGCCAAUACUGGUUCCCCAACCCAUACAAGACACAGGGCGUCCAAAACAUUGAGGACCGUUUCUCAUCCGGCGGAGGCCACCCUACGCACACACCUGCUGGAGGCACCCAGCGUGGUACGAGUAAUGAGAUCCCCAGACUUAAAACCCUGGAAGUACAGAGAACGGAGUUUGCUGACUUUUAUUUUGUAGGCUCUGCGACCAACAACGAGGGAAGGCACGAGGGUCCAAACAGGGGUCCGGACUCAGAGCACUUCAAGAAGAACAUUAACGAACAGCAGAGUGAGCCUGUCUGGCCGGACAAAUUCUACGAGGUACAAUACAACAACCGCAAGGGCAAAUAA